CCGCAAUCCUGCAUUCGAGUUCAGUGACGCCUACUUGCAGCAAGCGUGCGAUUUCCAUGCGGCGAGGCUGCCACGAUCAUGUGUGCGUGUUGUCUCAUGCUAAUUUUCGCGGCGCCACUCCCCUGUCUUCCCCACUCUUUGGAAUUUGCGGUGCGUUGUAGCUCAGACUCUUCUCUCGGCUGUUUCAAGCCUCCUUUGCAACAAACAAUACCCUCGGCCGAUUUUACUCUUUUGCCGUAUAAUUUUCCCCAAAAGCUCCGUGAUUGUUCGUCGUGCUAACCUUUUUGUUUUUGCUUCCUAAUAGACCGAUAUAGAACAGAACAAGUAUAGAAGCGCCUCCAAAAGUCUACGCCAUAGUACCAGCCAAAAACACCAGCCA
This is a messenger RNA of Babjeviella inositovora NRRL Y-12698, 379 nucleotides long. RefSeq lists its product as uncharacterized. Bases 79 to 279 code for a protein of 66 amino acids. The transcript has a single exon. Lineage: Eukaryota; Fungi; Ascomycota; Pichiomycetes; Serinales. The record is from RefSeq and is a predicted model, not a curated record.